CAAAAAGAAAGACGUACUUACUUUCUUGCUCAUAAGAUCCCUCCCCCUUUCUCCCCCAUCCUAACUCAGCCCAUAUAAAGUACCUUAUCACCUCUGCAGAUCAUUCUCAACGUCUUAGACGUCAUAGUGACUCCAAUCAACCGUCUACUUGCCCCAAUUCGAUAUCUCAUCUCCAUCCAAUCCACUGGCACUGGCACUACUGGCUUCAUAUAAAAAAGAAAAUAAAGGGCGGAAUACGCCGCUGAUCUUCGUCCCUUUCACUACCAUUCAAACCAAUCUAAUCUAUCAAAGAUCAACAUCUUCAAACUAAGAAGACCAGAUCGAUAGACAAACGAAGAAGAAAAAAGAUGUCCUACAACAACAACAACAACAAUUACCACCCCAUCGCCUCAGCAGACAAAGUCCCAACCAUCCACACAAUCCAUCCUAUGAAACGCUCAACGUCUUACUCUCCCGCCGCCCAGGAGAGCGGCGACGAAGAGUACUACAAGCACCACAUCAAGAAAGACAGCGCAAGCAGCACAGUAGCCUGUGGCAACGACCAUAAAGUGAAAGCGGCGCUGACGGAGCUUCUCAACGACGAUGGAGUGAGAUCUAAUGCGCGCGGAAGCAGAUCGGUACAGAACUUGCUCAUGGAUACGGAGAAGGCGUUGAGGAAGCAGCGCAGGGAGUCGCUGUCGGGACGGGCUUCGAUUUCGGUGGCGAAGUGAGGUGAUAUCAAUGUCGAAAUGGGGAUUUAUUCUUAAUUAUUUGGUGAUGACAUGAUGAGUGAAAUUGAGGGGGUUUUGCUUUGAUUGUCGAACUGGUGGCUGGCUGCUUUGCGGUGUGUAUCUGGCAUGGUCGAGUCGGAUUCUCCUCGUGCUGGUCUGGUCUGGUCUGGUCGGUACAAGAGGUGCGCGCUGUGUCGAUGAGAUGAGGGUCUAAGCUGCUUCUGAUGAUGUUGAUGCUAUGUGAGCCGGCUGCAUAUGGAGCUGUUUGGUUCAAUAUGGUUUCAUGCAGGGUAGUAGGGCUGGAGGCUGGAGGUUAGAGGCACAGUUGACGCGCCGUUGCAGGAGCUGGAAACGAUACAUGUCUAUUGGUGGCAGCACAGUACACAUUACAGCCUUAAGGAGCAGUCGCAUAUGGUUUCUAUGCCAGAUAUGUCAAUUAAAUUAAUUCUUGUGUUUAAG
Molecule: messenger RNA, 1169 nt
Organism: Aspergillus vadensis CBS 113365
Lineage: Eukaryota; Fungi; Ascomycota; Eurotiomycetes; Eurotiales; Aspergillaceae
Exons: 1
Coding region: 348-710 (120 amino acids)
Source: RefSeq, a predicted model, not a curated record